Molecule: messenger RNA, 2118 nt
Organism: Glycine soja
Lineage: Eukaryota; Viridiplantae; Streptophyta; Magnoliopsida; Fabales; Fabaceae
Product: GTPase HflX
Exons: 13
Coding region: 110-1699 (529 amino acids)
Cellular component (GO): cytoplasm
Molecular function (GO): ribosome binding; GTP binding
Source: RefSeq, a predicted model, not a curated record
CAGCAUAAUAGUAAUAAUAAGUUACUAAUAACUAAAAAAAGCGAACGCAAUCCAUCAUUGGAAUACAUAGAAAAAGAGAAGAGCUUAUGGUGGAAGGUUGAAGAAAGAGAUGAGUGGAACUGGAACAUUCUUCUACGGUUCGGUAAUUCAGCCGUUGAUUCGCUACCAUUAUCUAUCACCACCAAUCCCUAUUCGUCCCUUAUGCUGCAUAUCCCCUCUCAUCACCUCCAUUCACUCCAACGACGCCGUUUCUCCGCAAAACGGAACGCUUCGCUUCCAGACAGAGCAUCAGCAGCACAGCGAAGAACCGCUUCCCGUUCCGUCACUCUCUGCCGCCGAAGAAAACAAAGCAACAACGAAGCUUCGAAAGAAGAAAGAAGACGACGUCGUUUCCGAUAACCGCUUCAAGCUCCGCAACGGAAGAGAGGUUUUUGAAGAAAAAGCGUACCUCGUAGGCGUUGAGCGCAAGAACGAUGUUCAGGAUUUCGGCAUCGAAGAGUCUCUGAGCGAAUUGUCGCAGUUAGCUGACACUGCUGGAUUAUUGGUUGUUGGCUCUACUUACCAGAAGCUUACUUCUCCAAAUCCUAGGACGUACAUUGGCUCUGGCAAGGUUUCUGAAAUUAAGAGUGCAAUUCAUGCAUUGGGCGUUGAAACUGUUAUCUUUGAUGAUGAGCUGUCAGCUGGGCAAUUGCGCAACUUGGAGAAGAUUUUUGGUGGAGAUGUGAGAGUUUGUGAUCGAACUGCUCUCAUCCUUGAUAUAUUUAAUCAACGAGCAGCAACACAUGAAGCGUCUUUACAGGUUUCAUUAGCACAAAUGGAAUACCAACUACCUCGUCUAACAAAAAUGUGGACUCAUCUUGAGCGUCAAGCAGGAGGAAAGGUGAAGGGAAUGGGUGAAAAACAAAUAGAAGUGGACAAACGUAUUCUGCGCAACCAAAUUGGUAUUCUUAAAAAAGAGCUAGAAUCUGUUAGGAAACAUCGAAAGCAGUACCGUAACAGGCGUUUCUCAGUACCUGUGGCAGUUGUAUCCUUGGUGGGUUACACAAAUGCUGGUAAGAGUACACUUUUGAAUCAACUAACAGGAGCAGAUGUUCUUGCCGAGGAUAAAUUAUUUGCAACUUUAGAUCCUACUACGAGGAGGGUACAGAUGAAGAAUGGAAAGGAGUUUCUCCUAACAGACACUGUUGGUUUUAUUCAGAAGUUACCUACUACACUAGUUGCUGCCUUCAGAGCUACACUGGAGGAGAUAUCGGAGUCAUCGCUCUUGGUGCAUGUGGUUGAUAUAAGUCACCCGCUGGCUGAGCAACAGAUAAAUGCUGUGGACAAAGUCCUGUCAGAACUAGAUGUAUCGUCAAUUCCAAAAUUGAUUGUCUGGAACAAGGUUGACAAAGUUAGUGAUCCCCAGAAACUCAGGCUAGAAGCUGAAAAAAGAGAUGAUGUUGUAUGCAUAUCUGCUUUAAGUGGUAAUGGCUUGCAAGAAUUUUGUAAUGCAGUUCAAGACAAGCUAAAGGACUCCAUGGUUUGGGUGGAAGCUCUGGUCCCAUUUGAAAAUGGGGACCUUCUCAGCACCAUACACCAGGUUGGAAUGGUUGAGAAAACUGAAUAUACAGAGCAAGGGACAUAUAUCAAGGCACAUGUGCCCCUGCGUUUUGCAAGAAUGCUUACACCCAUGAGGCAACUGUGCGUAUCGCAACCUUAACUUUCUUUAAUAUAUCUAAUUUUGCAGCAUAACAUGUACAUAUGUAUGUGUAAUUAUUGAAAUCAUGUUCGACACGGUGGGAUGGCAGUGCAAAUUGGUUUGUAGCUACAGUUAGUAGCCAUGCAUAUCCAAUCCGAUUUCGAUUUGGAUUCUUUCAUGUUAUUGAUAAACAUGACAGGGUUAUGGUGAAAGAGAAAGAUAAAUGGAUCUUAUAAGUUAUUACCAAUCACAGUGAAUCCUGGUUUGAUAAGAAAUGAAGGUACUCCUAUCUGUCUUUAACGUGAUCAUAAUCAUAUCAUGUUACCAACAUGAGGGAAUUCAAAUCCAUCUUACUCUUUGUUUCAAUUUUAGAUAUUAUUUAGGCUGAAAUACAUUUUUGUCCUACAAUUUAACUUUUUUAUUUUUUAUUUUUGUUCCUA